Molecule: messenger RNA, 2481 nt
Organism: Sardina pilchardus (European sardine)
Lineage: Eukaryota; Metazoa; Chordata; Actinopteri; Clupeiformes; Clupeidae
Product: protocadherin beta-16-like
Exons: 1
Coding region: 1-2481 (826 amino acids)
Biological process (GO): homophilic cell-cell adhesion
Cellular component (GO): plasma membrane
Molecular function (GO): calcium ion binding
Source: RefSeq, a predicted model, not a curated record
AUGGAGAUAUUCGGGAUACGGCAAGUACUAUUAUUCAUCUGCGUUUUCAGUUCAGGGCUAGUGUACGGACAGGUUAGCUAUUCGAUUCCUGAGGAAAUGCCCAAGGGCUCCUUUGUUGGAAACAUAGCGCAAGAUUUGGGACUGGAUUUGAAAAGGCUGAACACGGGCAAAGCUCGCAUUUACACCGGAGACGAUACAGAAUACAUCGCGCUGAACAAGGACAGGGGAGUCCUUUCUAUCAAAGAGAGAAUAGACAGAGAGACAUUGUGCGGACAGACUACGCCAUGCGCUCUACAUUUUCAGAUUAUGUUAGAGGAUCCUUUGGAAUUCUACACAGUCACGGUAGAGAUAACAGACAUAAAUGAUAAUCCCCCAGUUUUCAGACAGAAUGAAAUGAAAUUUGAGAUCAAUGAAUUGGCACAGACAGGCGCCCGUUUUGUUUUAGAGAGAGCGAAAGACCACGACGUCGGUAUUAACGGUCUCCAAAGCUAUUCAUUAAAUCCCACCGAUAAUUUCGUGCUGAAACUGCACGGUGACCCAGACGGUCCUAAAAAUAUAGAAAUGGUUUUACAAAAGUCCCUAGACCGAGAGUUAAAUGACCAUUUGUCCUUAGUUUUGACGGCUUUGGAUGGAGGAGACCCCCAGAUGUCAGGAACAAUGCAAAUACAGAUCACAGUGUUAGAUGCGAAUGACAACGCGCCAGUGUGUUCUCAGUCUGUCUACAAGGCAGCCGUGGCAGAAAAUGCUCCAAUAGGCACCAUUUUAACUACAGUUAGUGCAUCUGACGCCGACCAAGGCUUGCAUGGCGUAGUGUCAUAUUCUGUAUCCUCAGAGGAUGCAAAUUCCUUGUUUGACAUUGACUCUCGCGAAGGCGUGGUAAGAUUAAUUGGAAGCAUUGAUUAUGAAAAACAGAAAUCCUAUCAAUUGAAUAUCCAGGCUAAAGAUCAUGGGGGACACUCUGGUGUUUGUAAGGUUAUGAUUAAUGUAAAUGAUAUAAAUGAUAAUAAGCCCGCUAUUAAUAUUAUGUCAAAAUCAAAAGCAAUAUCUGAAGAUUCAAAAACAGGCACCGCUGUCGCAAUACUAAACGUGCAUGACCCAGACUCUGGGGAAAACGGAAAGGUCCAGUGUUCCAUAGAUGCCAAUUUACCGUUUACACUUAAAUCAACAUCAAACAACUUUUUCAGUUUGGUGACUGACAACGACUUAGAUAGGGAGAGUCAGAAAGAUUAUAACAUCACGGUGACGUGCAGUGAUGAGGGAGUGCCUUCCCUCUCCAACAGCGUAACCCUGUCUUUGCAAAUAUCAGAUGUAAACGACAACGCGCCUGUGUUUGAAAAAAGUUCAUAUGAGGCCUCCGUUUUAGAGAACAACACACCGGGUCUCUCCAUAUUCGCUAUUCGAGCACAAGACGCAGAUUGGAACCAGAAUGCGCGUAUCUCGUACAUGCUGGAAGAAUCCUCAAUAAAUGGAGCAUCUGUAUCAGGUUAUGUAUCCGUUAAUGCUGACAGCGGAGUAAUCAACGCUCUACGCUCUUUCGAUUAUGAACAAAUCAAAGAUUUUCAGUUUCACGUUAGAGCCCAGGAUGGAGGCUCACCCCCACGGAGCAGUAAUGUGAGUGUGAAGAUUAUUAUUCAAGACCAGAAUGACAACGCCCCUCAAGUGCUUUAUCCAGUGCAUACAGGCAGCUCUGUUGUGGCUGAAAUUGUCCCUCGUUCAGCAGACGUGGGUUAUCUUGUGACAAAAGUUGUGGCUGUAGAUGUGGACUCCGGACAGAAUGCCUGGCUCUCGUACAAACUUCAGAAAAACAUGGAGAGGGCACUGUUUGAAGUGGGUGCUCAGAAUGGAGAAAUACGAAUCAUUCGUCAAAUCACCGAUAAAGAUGCUGUGAAGCAAAAGCUUACUGUUGUAGUGGAGGACAACGGACAGCCACCUCGCUCUGCAACAGUCAAUGUGAAUGUGGCUUUAGCGGACAGCUUUCCCGAGGUGCUUUCGGAGUUCAGUGAUUUUACGCACGACAAGGAGUACAAUGACAAUCUCACCUUCUAUCUCGUCUUAGCAUUGGCAGUAGUUUCUUUUCUUUUUAUCGUCUCUAUCAUUGCGAUUUUUUCAGUGAAAUGCUACAGGUGGAGACGAGAGCGGAUGUUUUAUAAAUCUAACGGACACCUUCCCGUUAUACCGUAUUACCCGCCUCUUUACGCAGACGCUGGAAACACAGGAACUUUACAGCACGUGUAUAAUUAUGAGGUUUGCAGGACAACAGACUCUCGAAAGAGUGAUCUGAAACAUAUGCGGCCUUGCAGUCAGAGCAUAAUUAGUCUCAACACCAACGGAACUCUUACACUGCCGCAUGCGCACAGGGACAAACUCAUAAUUGAGGAUUCAGACGAUCAGGUGAGAUUAUCUUUAGACAUUCUUGAGUUGCUGUACAUCACACCCUUCUCCUGUAAAAAUGACGUGAUUCUGAUCUCGUGUUGUUGCUGA